AUGGAAGCCUACAUGGAUGCAUGUGAUCUCUGGGAGGCAGUGGAGGAGGACUAUGAAAUUCCUCCUUUACCAGGCAAUCCUACUUUGGCUCAGAUCAAAAAUCACAAGGAGAAGAAGACCAGGAACUCUAAGGCUAAGGCCAGCCUCUAUGAUGUAGAAGAGUAUCAAGGAGAUGAGAGGAUUCGAGGUAUGAAGGUCCUCAACUUGGUGAGAGAAUUUGAGAUACAAAGAAUGAAGGAAUCUGAGACUAUCAAAGAGUACUCAGAUAGCCUUAUCAGUCUAGCAAACAAGGUAAGGCUACUUAAUGUUGAAUUUUCUAACAAUAGAAUUGUACAGAAAAUUCUUGUUACCUUACCGGAGAAAUUUGAAGCUACUAUUGCAUCUCUAGAUAAUGCAAAGAAUCUAUCAAGGAUUACCUUGGCAGAGCUAUUAAAUGCCUUGCAAGCACAGGAACAAAAAAGGCUAAUGAGGGAUGAAGGAACUGUUGAAGGUGCUUUACAAGCAAGGCAACAAUCCAACUCUAGAGUCAAAGGCAAGAAACAAAAAGGAAAGAAGAACAAUGCUACAUCAACUGAAGCUGCUAUAAGUGACAGCAACACUGGCAGUAGCAACAAAGGGGGAAAAUAUCCACCUUGUCAGCAUUGUGGAAAAAGGAAUCAUCCACACUUCAAGUGCUGGAGAAAACCUGAUAUGAGAUGCAGAAAAUGCCACAAACUUGGCCAUGCAGAGAAAAUUUGUAAGGAAAAGGCGACACCACAAUCAAAUGAAGCUCAAAUUACAGAUCAAUAA
Hevea brasiliensis (rubber tree) is the source of this 789-nucleotide messenger RNA. RefSeq lists its product as uncharacterized. The coding region runs from base 1 to 789 and encodes 262 amino acids. Gene Ontology annotation, molecular function: zinc ion binding; nucleic acid binding. Lineage: Eukaryota; Viridiplantae; Streptophyta; Magnoliopsida; Malpighiales; Euphorbiaceae. The transcript is spliced from 2 exons. The record is from RefSeq and is a predicted model, not a curated record.